Molecule: messenger RNA, 1371 nt
Organism: Diatraea saccharalis (sugarcane borer)
Lineage: Eukaryota; Metazoa; Arthropoda; Insecta; Lepidoptera; Crambidae
Source: the annotation of a GenBank genome assembly
UAUCAGUAUUUGUUUAUAAACUAUAGACAACGUUACGACUUUUCAAUCAUUACAGUUAAGGAAGUAGCUGUAUACAGUCAUGAAAUCUAUCCUGAUAUUUAUGAUACUCGCUAUAAAACUCAUGUGUGUGGAAAAUCGAAUGUUGUCUGUAAACUAUGCGACAUAUCCACCGUAUUCAAACACACAGUCGCCUGAAAAUGAAGAGAUGUCGAAUGAAAAGAUCCCGGCUAUACAAAACUAUGAUGAUGGUGAAGAAUAUGAAGUUACCACCAAGAUAAAUAUGAAGGAAACAACCAAAAAGCCAUGCGUGGUUGUCGUCUUAUCAAAUAUGCAAAAUCCUAGCAUGCAUUCGCUCUUGCGCAAGUAUCGUUACGACGCUAACGGUGUACUAAUCCCGAGCAGUGUAAAAUACUUUAUCAAGUUACCUCAAGGGCUGCGGUCAUCACCUCUCUUAGUGCCAUUGAACGAUAAAGCCUUUUCGCCGCAAGGAGGUUUUGUAAGGUAUUACAAAGAAGUUCCUCCUAUUCCACAUUUAUGGUGACAUUGUGAGUAAAAAAAACGAAAAAGAACUUAGUCCUGACCAUUACCAGCACUCUUUGUAUCUCAAACUAUGAAAAAAUACUAUUUGUAAUGUUAAUUAUCAUAAAUAAUAAAUUAAUUCGAAUUAUAAAUAAAAACAAAUACCUACCAUUGUUAUUAAAAGUCAUUCAAAAGGUCAAGGAGGCGCAUGACAAUGCGCCUCCUUUAAUCUUCAGUGUACGUUAUUAACUGUCAAAGAAUAUUAUAUAUUCAAAAUAUAAACAUUACUAACCUAUAAGACUUUAUUUGAUAAUGACAUAUUCCAAGUGCACAUAAGGGUACUCGUCUACUGCCUCAGCACGCACGCACUGGCCGCACGACACGUAACACAUUGCACAAAUUUGUCGAUGUCAUAUUUCCACUGCAGUCGCAUUUUUCAUGCUUCUACAGAUGCUUUUAUGAAAAAUGCGACUGACAGUUUUGUUUGACGUUAAAAUUAUUACGUCAUAGAACGUACAAACAUAAGACUUAUAAAAAAAUAUUUUACUUCUAAUAUGUAACCACAUUUAUGGAGAUAAAUAAAUUAUUAUUAUUAUUAUUAAAGGAAUUUUUAAUAUAAUCCGCUGCGUGUCAUGCGGCAGAUACGUGCGUGCAGACAUAUGGACGUUCACCUUAAAUAAUAGUUACAUUGAUUUUUUUACGUAAACGUGGACUAACUUUAGUACCAGUACUAAAAUAAGUUAACAGGUCUCAAUUUGAUGUUUCCCUUCUUUCAUUAUAAAUUUGGCUCAAUUGUUUAAGUCAUCGUUGUAUAAUAAAAUAGAUUGUUAUAGUAUGGAGCGAUUUAAAUAC